Messenger RNA from Drosophila grimshawi, 3083 nucleotides. Its product is annotated as facilitated trehalose transporter Tret1. NCBI's taxonomy places the organism in Eukaryota, Metazoa, Arthropoda, Insecta, Diptera, Drosophilidae. The transcript is spliced from 3 exons. Bases 1244 to 2944 code for a protein of 566 amino acids. Gene Ontology annotation, cellular component: membrane. Gene Ontology annotation, biological process: carbohydrate transport; transmembrane transport. The record is from RefSeq and is a predicted model, not a curated record. Gene Ontology annotation, molecular function: sugar transmembrane transporter activity.
CUGGGGAGACGUUGCCGCAAGCGGUUAUUUGGCGCGGCCUAAGGCAAGCCAAACACGUUAUCCAAAUAAGUUAUAAGAACAGCAAUAACGGUAAUUAGCAGAUGAAGAACAGAUGCUUCAGUUAACAAACGGCAAUCAGAUAAAUUCGCCAGACUGUGUCUGUGUGUGCGUGUGUCUGCCUGUGGGCGUGUGUGCUUUUGUGUGUUUAGGAAUGUGGUCUGAAGAAAGGUUCGCAUUGAACGGCCGUCAAAUCGAUAGCCAAAUCAAUAACACGGCGCGCGCAAAUGAACACUGCUAGAGAUGAGCGCGUGUCGCGGAAGGAAAUCUUAAAGAAAGCACGAGCGAAUUUCGGAGACACGUGAAAUUCUAUAAUAAUUGUGCGUAACAUAAAUAUUUUUCUUUUGUAUACUCUAAAAUAUUGUGCAAACGUGUGUGUGACAUGCACAAGCAUAUGGUGUUGAUGUGUUUAUGAUGAAUGAAUAUCGAAGAAGCGUUCGAAUUGCGUAAAGACUGGGUAUCUCCUGGUCGAGUCAGCUCAACUGGAGUAUUCUUUAUUGUUUUAAUUGUGAAGUGGUGCCACGCCCUAUUUAUGUACAGAUCUGCUACGUAUGUACAUUUUAGCACACAUACACACACAAUUACAUAAUGUAUACAUAAAAAAACAUAUCCAUAUUGCACAAUGUCACUGCUGCUGCUGGUCAUCGUGUCACGUUGGAAAAGCACGCAACUCGCAUCGCACGCGCCCAUCUCAAUUAACGAGUCUUUGAAAACGACAUAAAAGAUAACGGUAAAACACAGCCAAGAACAGACGCCUAAUCGAAACUGUAGACGAACUUGGUGCACGACACCAGAGACUGUAGACCCCAGAGGGCAGUGCCAAAAGACGCAACGUCAUCAAAAAAGAGAAUAUAGAAAAACAGAUUUCUCGAAAUUGAAUUUAUUUUUUAAAACGAAUUCUUUUUUUUUGCAUUUUUGUGUUCUGCAUUUGUUGCCCUUGUGAAAUUGAUACCAAUUCGCGGAAGUUUCCACUUGUCAUUAUCAAUUAGACAAGUGUCUUACAACAACAACAACAACAACAACAAAGUCAACACUACAAAGUCAACGAGCAGCACGCAACAUAGCCACAGUCGGGUCGCAGUCGACGCUGCCGCAACGUUGCCAAUAUUAUUAAUUGUCCAGCAUUAACCCAAUUGAUAAAGGACACACACAGACACUCCAAGACACACAGUCGCUCAGAGACAACAUGGCACUGGAGCAGAAGGAGCUCGUGCCGUUGCCCGACAUGGCCAUCAUCUGCAAGGAUCUGGGCAAGACCAAUCUUCAGACCACCGACAGCAACAGUGCCAAGCACAACAUAAGCAGCAACAGCAACAGCAACAAUAACAAUGAUAAUAAUAAGAUCCAUAGCAAAUCGCAUAAGCGCAAAGAGAGCAGUCUGCCGCUGGGUGAACGUCAUUUGGCCGUUCUUCGGCAGGAGCUGAUGGUAUUCCUGGGAAACAGCGGUGUCCUUGGCGCAGGCAUGGUCAUCAGCAUGCCCAGCGUUACCCUCAAUCAGCUGCGCGACGAUACGCAACCUUUCUGGCUGGACAAGGAUGAGGCUAGCUGGUUCGCGUCCAUCAAUAACAUGGCCUGUCCGUUGGGCGGGCUCAUGGUUGGCUUCUUCCUGGAUCGCAUUGGGCGCAAGUACACAAUUCUGCUGACGAAUCUGAUUGGCCUGCUUGGCUGGCUGCUGCUGGCGACGAGUUUUCUGUACUGCAAUCGAGAUUACGUAUACGCACAGAUGCUAUUGGGUCGCGCAUUUGGCGGGAUCAUGAUUGGCAUGUUUGUCUCACCGGUGGGCGUCUACUCCGCCGAGAUCAGCUUGCCCAGCAUUCGGGGACGACUGAUAUUGGGCACCUCGAUUGGCUUGGCCUCCGGCAUACUGCUAAUGUAUAUACUGGGCUACUUUAUACGCCAAAACGUAGUGCUCAUCGCGAGCAUCAGCUGUGUCUAUCAGCUGGCCGCCACACUGCUUGUGAUGCCCAUGCCGGAGUCGCCCAGCUGGCUCCUGCAGAAGGGUCGCAUCGAGUUGGCGCGCCGAUCGUUGCGCUACUUUCGCGGACUGCGGAGCAAGGAUGACGACUGCGUGCCGGAGUUCGAGGCGGAGCUGAUACAAAUGAAAAUGACGGCGGACAACAGCCGCGAUACGGCGGCCAGUGAAUCCAUUUUCCAGGCCAUUCGCCGCCCGGAGGUCUACAAGCCGCUGCUCAUGAUGAUUGGUUUCUUUGGGUUUCAGCAGGCCUGUGGCGUCGUUGUUAUCAUUGUGUAUGCGGUGCAGAUUGCCCAAACGGCUGGCGUUACCAUCGAUCCCGUGCUGGUUGCCGUCAUGCUGGGUGUCGCCCGCAUUAUCACCACCCUCCUCAUGACCAGCAUCUUUGAGAGAUGGGGCCGCCGGCCGGCGGGCCUCUUGUCCGCAACGGGAAUGGCUGUUUGCAUGGUGCUACUAGCCGCCGGCGGCUGGUGGCCAGCAACAGUGGGCACCUGGUCGUGGCUGCCAGUGGUGUGCAUUGUAGCGCACAUUGUGUUCUCGACGAUGGGCAUGUUGACGCUACCGUUUAUCAUGAUAUCGGAGGUGUUUCCGCAGAGUGUGCGUGGCAGUGCAUCGGGAAUUUCCGUGUUCUUUGGCAUGAUAUUGGCAUUCAUCUGCUUGAAGAUCUACCCGAACUUGGAUGCGCUGCUGGGCACUGCCAAUCUGUUCGCCUUCUAUGCCAUGGUCUCAUUUCUGGCCGCCGCCUUCAUCUACAGCUUUGUGCCGGAGACGCGCGGACGCACGCUUAUCGAAAUCGAGGAGCACUGGCGCAUGGGUAGGCGGGGCAGGCGAGCGCAACGGGCGCAACGGGCGUCCGCUGUUGCGGUUAACAAUCUGAAGGAUGUGGAGUUGCACGAGGUCUUCCUGAAGAAAUGAAUACGACGCUGCUCGUGCGAAUGCAAUCUGUGAUGUGUGAAGUACUUAGCCUUAGUCAAAAGGAAUGCGGCCUUUUCAUGGGCAAACAACAACAAGAAAAGAAGUUAACUAAUAAAUAUACUAUAUAAAUAAAUACAAA